CCCUACAGCCGCCUGCGGGGCAGAGCCCGCCGGCCCCCCGACCUCAAGAAGUGGGGGGUGAAAAGCGGGUACCUGCCCGCCUGCGGGAACAAGACCCUGACUGCCCGCUGCCACCAGUGCGUCAUCGUCACCAGCUCCAGCCACCUCCUGGGCACCCGCCUGGGCACGGCCAUCGACGGGGCUGAGUGCACCAUACGCAUGAACGACGCUCCCACCACAGGCUACGAGGUCGACGUGGGCAACAAGACCACCUUCCGUCCCCCCCCCAGCCUCUACCGCGUCCUCAAGCGGCCCCAGGAGUUUGUCAACAAGACCCCGGAGACCAUCUUCAUCUUCUGGGGGCCGCCCGCCAAGAUGCAAAAGAGCCUCCUGAAAAUCAUCCAGCGCGUCAGCGCCUCCUUCCCCAACAUGACGGCCUACAUCGUCUCCCCCGGCCGCAUGAAGCAGUUUGAUGACCUGUUUCGGGGGGAGACAGGGAAGGACAGGUCCCAGGGAAAAGCAUGGCUCAGCACCGGCUGGUUCACUAUGGUGAUAGCGGUGGAGCUGUGCGACGCCGUCCACGUCUACGGCAUGGUGCCGCCCAACUACUGCGGGUAA
Molecule: messenger RNA, 597 nt
Organism: Leptosomus discolor (cuckoo roller)
Lineage: Eukaryota; Metazoa; Chordata; Aves; Leptosomiformes; Leptosomidae
Source: RefSeq, a predicted model, not a curated record